AUGGUGUUUCCUAUGCGAUCGCGGCUCGCUCCCUUUCUGGACGACGGCCAGAACGAGAUCUUCCGGCCAGCUUCCAGGCUCAGCUCGCACCGGUUCUUUUCGCAUCCGUCCACCACGAUAUCUGAUUGUAUCCGCUGCCUGUGCGGGUCGCUCCGCGCCGUGAUGGGUGAGUCGCCCGGCAGCAAGCUGCAGCACACCAUCAGGAUGCACAUGCGCGGCAACUAUCUCAAGGACCUCACGGCAGAUCCGCGGACAGCCGGCAAGGAGCUGCUCGUCCUGCUGCACAGACAUGGCGUCAAAGGUAGGUGUGUGAGCAAGAUCUGACUGAGGAGAGAGAGAUCUGGCAGCGUCGUGUCGGCGUGAUGAGUGUGUGUUGUUGCGUUGCGUUGCGUGUGGUGGUCAGUGUUGGCUAUGGAUUUCGACAACACGAUGACGACCGUUCAUUCGGGCGGUGUGGUCGACCCGCAUCAUGACAGUCGGGGCGUACUCACGGUGAGGGAGGGAGGGAGGGAUGGAGGAAGAUGCAUAUGCCUGCCUGCAUUGUGUGUGCCUGUGGAUCUCUGCAGUCGCUGUCGGCUCCGGUUGCGUUGUUUGCGAAUGAUGCGCAUGAGUUGGGUUUCCAGCUGUGUGUGGUGACCUUCAGCGACCCCAACAGCCGCACCGACGACAGCCAGCUGGCCGGCGAGUCGCUCGUGCAGGCCGUCAUGCGCAAUGCCAACGCCACAGUGCCCAUACAGAGGGUCUACCCAUUCUUCCCUAGGUAGGUGUGCACCGCACCUGACCAUACCCCACACACCGCACCGAGAGAGGGUGUGUAUGUUGUGUGUUGUGUGUGGUUAUGGAUAGGAAUUACCAGGCCCCAGACGAGUACGGUGUGUUGGGGCUGUCAGGUCCGAUGGCCAACAGCAAGUCGUAUCACCUCAACCGCAUCUGUGCCGACUUCGGCGUCAAGCCCAACGAGGUGUUCCUCAUCGACGACGACGUCCGCAACUGCCUCGACGCCAUGCGCGAGGGCUACCCCACCCUGUGGGUCAACUCGCCCGGCUUCGACUUCGACAAACUCAAGAACCCAGAGGAGGGCAGCUAGCUAACGUGUGGGUGGGUGGCCCUCCGGCAUAUGAUAUGUAUGUAGAUCGUCAAGCAAGCUGCGUAGAUUUAGUAGUCAGUCGUUGUGGGAGGGAGGGAGGGAGGGAGAGAGGGAGGGAGGGCGGGUGGGUGGCUAGUUGGUUCGGGGAGGGUUGUGUGUGUAUGGUAUGCAGUUUGUUGCUCCAUGGGCAUGGCACACCUCUGCGUGUGUGUGUGUGUGUGUAUUUGUUUGUUUGUAAAUGAGUGGCAGGCUGCUGAAGGUGCUGUGGGUAUAUGACGUGACGUCAUCUGCGACAUCUGUGAGUGAGUGCAGUGGGGAGGGACACUGCAGCCUGUCGGGCCAGCCGGCUGUGGUCAGUGAGUGAGGGGCGCAGACCAGACCGAAACGCCACAUUGAAAAGUGGUGGAUCGGUCUCCUCCGCACCCUUCAGCCUGACUGCCUGGCCGACAUCUGAAAGAGACUGAGAUGCUGGCUUUGGCUUAC
Messenger RNA from Vitrella brassicaformis, 1570 nucleotides. NCBI's taxonomy places the organism in Eukaryota, Vitrellaceae. The record is from the annotation of a GenBank genome assembly.